Cinclus cinclus is the source of this 4555-nucleotide messenger RNA. It is a transcript of the gene CARMIL1, whose product is annotated as capping protein regulator and myosin 1 linker 1. The transcript has 37 exons. Gene Ontology annotation, molecular function: protein binding. The record is from RefSeq and is a predicted model, not a curated record. Gene Ontology annotation, cellular component: plasma membrane; lamellipodium. Bases 1 to 3978 code for a protein of 1325 amino acids. Gene Ontology annotation, biological process: regulation of Arp2/3 complex-mediated actin nucleation; cell migration. NCBI's taxonomy places the organism in Eukaryota, Metazoa, Chordata, Aves, Passeriformes, Cinclidae.
AUGGCCGAGGAAAGCUCCGACGUCCCCAAAGAGUUGAUCGAAAGUGUCAGGGAUGUUAUUGGGAGGAAAAUCAAAAUUUCCGUCAAGAAGAAAGUAAAGCUGGAAACCAAGGGAGAUAAAGUAGAUAACAAAAUAUUGGUGUUGGCAUCAUGUCGGGCAUUCCUUUUAACAUCUCGGAUUCCCACCAAGUUAGAACUAACUUUCAGCUACUUGGAAAUCCAAGGAAUAACAUCCAGUAAACCAGGCCAGUUGAUUAUGGAGACUGAGAAAUGCAGCAUCUCCAUGAAGAUGGCGUCCUCAGAGGAUGUGAAUGAAGUGCUGGCACACAUUGGGACCUGCCUAAGGAAGAUAUUCCCUGGACUGUCACCAGUGAGGAUUAUGAAAAAAGUAACUAUGGAGCCUUCAGAAAGACUGGCUAAUCUCCAGGCCCUGUGGGACAGUCAGACAGUGGCAGAACUUGGACCUUGUGGAGGCUUUUCGCAGAUGUAUGCUUGUGUUUGUGACUGGCUUGGAUUUCCCUACAGAGAAGAAGUACAGUGGGAUGUUGAUACGAUUUAUCUGACACAAGAUACCAGAGAGCUGAAUUUGCAAGACUUCAGCCACCUUGACCACAGAGACUUAAUACCUAUAGUUGCUGCUCUGGAGUAUAAUCAGUGGUUUACAAAGCUGUCCUCCAAGGAUCUGAAAUUAUCCACUGAUCUCUGUGAGCAGAUACUGCGAGUGGUGAGUAGGUCCAGUCGAUUGGAAGAGCUGGUAUUAGAGAAUGCCGGGCUUAGAACGGAUUUUGCACAGAAACUAGCCAGUGCCCUAGCCCAUAAUCCCAACUCAGGACUCCAUACAAUCAACCUUGCUAGCAAUCCACUUGAAGACAGAGGUGUGUCAUCUUUGAGCAUCCAGUUCGCCAAACUUCCAAAGGGACUGAAGCAUUUAAAUUUAUCUAAAACCUCCUUGUCACCUAAAGGGGUGAACAGCCUUUCCCAGUCACUGAGUGCCAACUCGCUGAUCGCCACCACGCUCGUCUAUCUUGACCUCUCAGGGAACGCGCUCCGCGGAGAUGAUCUCUCAAGCCUGUACAAUUUUUUGGCCCAGCCAAAUGCCCUCGUUCACUUGGAUUUAUCCAACACGGAGUGUGCGCUGGAUAUGGUGUGUGGAGCCCUCCUUCGUGGAUGUCUUCAGCAUCUAGCUGUCCUUAGCCUCUCAAGGACUCUGUUUUCUCACAGAAAAGGAAAAGAAGUCCCUCCCUCCUUCAAACAGUUUUUCAGCAGCUCACUUGCUUUGAUGCAGAUUAACCUUUCAGGAACUAAACUCCCUCCUGAGCCUCUAAAAGCGCUCUUAUUAGGCCUGGCUUGCAAUCACAAUCUGAAGGAGGUGUCUUUAGACCUCAGUAGCUGUGAGUUAAGAUCUGGAGGUGCACAAGUCUUGGAAGGAUGCAUAGCAGAAAUACACAAUAUCACCAGCCUAGAUAUUUCAGACAAUGGCCUAGAAUCUGACCUCUCAACCCUUGUAGUCUGGCUUAGUAAAAACCGAUCGAUAAGACACUUGGCAUUAGGCAAAAACUUUAACAACAUGAAAUCCAAAAAUCUCACUCCAGUACUUGAUAAUUUAGUUCAGAUGAUUCAAGACGAGGAUUCACCUCUACAGUCACUGUCCCUCGCAGAUUCCAAGCUGAAGACUGAGGUCACCAUCAUUAUUAAUGCCUUGGGCAGCAAUACUUCUCUCACAAAAGUGGAUAUUAGUGGAAAUGCCAUGGGAGAUAUGGGAGCGAAGAUGCUGGCAAAAGCCCUACAGAUAAACACCAAACUCAGAACUGUAAUAUGGGACAAGAAUAACAUCACUGCACAGGGCUUCCAGGACAUAGCUGUGGCACUGGAAAAGAAUUAUACAUUGAGAUUCAUGCCUAUACCAAUGAAUGAUGCUUCCCAAGCACUCAAAACAAACCCUGAGAAAACAGAAGAGGCGCUGCAAAAGAUAGAAAACUACUUGCUUCGUAACCAUGAGACCAGGAAAUACCUACAGGAGCAAGCAUAUCGACUGCAGCAAGGCAUUGUCACUAGCACCACUCAGCAGAUGAUUGACAGAAUAUGUGUAAAAGUGCAAGAUCAUCUCAACUCUUUAAGAAACUGCGGUGUGGAUGUUGUACAGGAGGAUGUCAAAUGUGCGGAACGGCUGAUGCGGGAUGCUAAGAACUCCAAAACACUCUUACCAAAUCUGUACCACCUCGGUGGAGCUUCUUGGGCAGGAGCAAAUGGUUCACUCUCCAAUCCAAUCCAAGAGACACUUGAAUCCAUGGCUGGAGAAGUCACAAGAGUAGUGGAUGAGCAACUUAAGACACUCCUUGAGUCUAUGGUGGAUGCAGCAGAAAACCUUUGCCCAAACGUAAUGAAGAAGGCUCGCAUCCGUGAAGACCUCAUUGAGGCCAGCACCGAGAAGAUUUCCAUCCCACGCACUUUUGUAAAAAAUGUCCUCUUGGAGCAAUCUGGAAUUGAUAUCCUCAAUAAAAUUAGUGAAGUCAAGCUGACAGUGGCUUCAUUCCUGUCUGACCGAGUUGUAGAUGAAAUCCUGGAUGCACUUUCCCACUGCCAUCACAAACUGGCUGAUCAUUUGACCAGACGUGGCAAACCACUUCCACAGCAAGAAUCACUGGAGAUUGAGUUAGCUGAAGAAAAACCCACUAAACGCUCCAUGAUCACAGUUGAGGAGUUGACAGAGAUAGAACGUUUGGAGGAUCUGGACACGUGUAUGAUGACUCCUAAAUCAAAAAGGAAAAGCAUCCACAGUAGAAUGCUCCGGCCAGUGUCCAGAGCUUUUGAAAUGGAAUUUGAUCUAGAUAAAGCACUGGAAGAAGUACCUAUCCAUAUAGAAGACCCACCGUUUCCUUCCAGCAGACCAGACAAACGAACUUCUGGAUUAAUUUCAGAGCUGCCAUCAGAGGAAGGAAGGAAACUGGAACACUUUACAAAAUUAAGGCCAAAAAGGAAUAAAAAGCAGCAGCCCAGCCAAGCAGCAGUGUCUGCUGGAGUUCCACCAGAAGGGGAUCAGAAUGGCCUCAUGGGAAGAGUGGAUGAAGGUGUGGAUGAAUUUUUCACUAAGAAAGUGACAAAAAUGGAUUCAAAGAGACCAUCAACUAAAAGUUCAGACAGCAGCGAGCACAGUGAAGCAGGUGAUGAGAAGAAGAAAAGGGACUCAAGGAAGAGUGGUUUCCUUAACUUAAUCAAAUCAAGAGGCUCCAAAUCUGAACGCCCCCAGACUGUGUCGGUGGCAGAGGAGCCCUCUUCACCCAAGGUUGCUGCAAAAAGUCCAGCUUUAGACACAAGCAAGAAGGAGACAAAGCCUGCAGAGCAGAAUGGUGGCACAGAGCGAUCUGAGGAAUUAAAGACACCAGACUCACUGGAGGAGGGGCAGACAGAUGAUGUGGCAAAAGCUGAGAGGGGUGACAGCAAGGGAAGCCCCCAGGGAGGCCGGAGGUACGGUGUGCAAGUGAUGGGCAGUGGACUUCUCGCAGAAAUGAAAGCCAAGCAGGAGAAGAGAGCAGGGACUGCAUCAUCAGAAAAAAACUCAAGAGCUGAACCAAAGGCAGAAGCUGGUGCAAAGGCAAGAAGUUCUUCCAAUACACCGACUAGUCCAAAGCCCCCAUUGCAGUCAACAAAGCCCAGCCUGGCAGGACGACCCACAGUGCCACAGAAACCACGCUCUGCCUCUCGUACUGAGGAUGCUCCAGAGUCGCCCUCCGGCCCCAGUUCCCCAAAAAUUGCCCUGCUUCCACCAGUGCUGAAGAAAGUUACUUCUGAUAAAGAAAAGGAUGGUCAGAGCAGCCCCUCAGUCAGAUCAUUUUCUCAAGAAGCUGCAAAAAGAAGUCCUGGGCAACAGUCUCAUGAGUUCCAGGAACUGAAACAGAGGUCCUUAAGUAAAGACGGCCAUCAGGGAAGCAAGUCCAGUGACUCUGGCGAAGAAGCAGAUAAAGACUUUAUUUUUGUUUAGCAAUCAGUACAAGUGCUUUGUAGCGCAAGAGCUUUUUAUAACAAUCGGGGUUCAGCAAUCAACAGCCCUUUUAGUCAGCUGCUCUUUCACCACAGGUACAUUACCAUGCAGAAAACCUGAUCUUCCAAUCGUGAUUUACAAUACACCUGGCAUUGAUUCAGUCCUUAAUUUCUGGUCUCUACAGUGCAGGCAUUCCUUUCCAUGCCUUUGCCUAAAGCCAGCUAUUCUUUCAUGUAUUCUACUUGAAUCUCUCUGAAGCAGCUACAAAGAGUGCCCUGCAUUAGGGCAUUUAGAAAGCAAAGCAAAUUAACUGGACACUGUCUUUCACUAAUACACUGUACAGCAGGUAAUGUGUUGUACUGCUGAAUGUAAAUGUGUCAGAUCUGCACGUGACUUACCUAUAAAUAUAUUCUUGCGGUAUGCAAUUGCACAUUGUAAUUAUAUUAAAAGAGCACACUAAUAAAAAAUAAUUUGUAUAGAUUAUAUAUAUUAAAUGCUUGGGUAUGGUUUUUACAUUCUCCCAUAGGGAGCUUCUUUCUUCCUGUUCUCUUACUGUACAUAAAGCACCAACGCUUAC